UGGCCAUCCGGGGGCCCGUUGGGCCCGCCUGAAAAAUAAAACUGCUGGAGCCUCCCGGGUAUUUCCAGGUCUUCUCCUUCUCGGGGCGGCUAGUUUUCCUCGCUCUCAGUGCUUCGGCGCCGAGGAGGGCGCAUUUCCGGUGCCGUUUGUCCGGCAUCGUCGCAGACAGCCCCAGGAAGGUCCUGGCCGAACGGGCGCGGCAGCGGCGGCCGCGGCCUGGCGCGAUGCGGCCCCGCUCCGCGGCGUUCGUGGACCGUAAGCUCAAGCAGCGCGUCGUCCAGUACCUCACCAGUAAUAGAUGUGGCAAAUAUGUGGACACUGGAAUCUUAGCAUCUGAUCUGCAAAGAAUGUACAGUAUAGACUAUGGCCGUCGAAAAAGAAAUGCUUUUAGGAUUCAGGUAGAAAAAGUGUUCAGUAUAAUUAGUAGUGAGAAAGAACUUAAGAAUCUAACAGAACUGGAAGAUGCACACUUGGCAAAAAGAUCGAGACAAGAUGAAGAGGAUAAUGAGUAUUCUGAAAGCUAUUCUGAUGAUAGUUCCAAUGUGGAAGGUCACCCAGAUCCACAGUCAUCCAAUCACAUGAACAGUUCCCUGCUGUCUUUAUAUCGGAAAGGAAAUCUCGAUUCUGUUUCAAAUACUCUGGAGCUGGAGCACAAAGCAACUACCACUUUAACACCACAAAUAACUUCUAAAACUGAUUACAAUUCUUUGAAGACCCCUGCCAGAGAAUCUGAGAAAGGAUGGUUUAUUGACAAAGUUGCAGAUGGAAAGAAAGACUUUUCCUUGCAUGCCUCAGAUGAGAAAAAUAUUUAUAAGAAGUCAAUGUCUGAUAUACAGGCUUCAAAAGAUUCUUCUGUUAUGGAGACUGAUAAAAAAAGGAAAAGCAGGUUGAAGGUCAAAGGAAUCAAAAGAAAAAAAGAGGAUCCUCAGGAAGUAGAUGACGAGAUAAUAGCCGCCUUACAAAAAAAAGCUAAAGCCAGGGUUCUGGAAUUACAGAUCUCCAAUGUGAAGUUUGAAGAUGUUGGAGGCAAUGAUACAACAUUAAAAGAAGUCUGCAAGAUACUUAUUCAUAUGCGUCACCCAGAAGUUUACCACCACCUGGGCGUUGUGCCCCCUCGUGGAGUUCUCCUUCAUGGGCCACCAGGCUGUGGGAAGACGUUACUGGCACAUGCAAUUGCUGGGGAACUUGACCUGCCAAUUUUGAAAGUGGCUGCUCCGGAGAUUGUGUCAGGAGUUUCUGGAGAAUCUGAGCAAAAGCUGAGAGACUUAUUUGAACAAGCUCUGUCAAAUGCACCCUGUAUUAUUUUCUUUGAUGAAAUUGAUGCUAUUACCCCCAAAAGAGAAGUUGCUUCAAAAGAUAUGGAACGAAGAAUUGUAGCCCAGCUCCUAACCUGCAUGGAUGAUCUGAAUAAUAUGGCACCUACAGUUCGUGUCCUAGUCAUUGGAGCUACUAACCGGCCAGACUCAUUAGAUCCUGCUUUGAGACGUGCAGGAAGGUUUGACAGAGAAAUAUGCCUAGGUAUCCCAGAUGAAACAUCUAGGGAAAGAAUACUUCAAACUUUGUGCCGAAAAAUGAAACUUCCUGAAAAUUUCAACUUUGGUUACUUGGCCCACCUAACACCAGGCUUUGUUGGUGCAGAUUUGAUGGCACUGUGCCGAGAAGCAGCCAUGUGUGCAGUCAAUAGGGUCUUGAUGAAGCUACAAGAGCAGCAGAAGAAAGAUCUUGCGAUUGAAGGUUUGUCAUCUGAAGGAGGCCAAGAGGAAAGACUGGUAGGAACAGAGUCUACUUCUGAAGAACAGGAUGAGUUGCAAAGGCUGCUGGGGUUGCUAAAAGAGCAAGAUUUUCUCUCAGAGGAGCAGAUGCAAGGACUGUGCAUUGAAUUGAAUGACUUCAGUGUUGCUCUAGCCUUGGUUCAACCCUCUGCCAAAAGAGAAGGUUUUGUUACUGUCCCUAAUGUGACAUGGGCUGAUAUUGGUGCCCUGGAAGAUAUUAGAGAAGAGCUCAGCAUGGCAAUAUUGGCACCAGUACGUAACCCAGAUCAAUUCAGAGCUCUUGGAUUGGUGACUCCCGCUGGAAUCCUCCUGGCUGGUCCGCCUGGCUGUGGGAAAACUCUGCUAGCAAAGGCUGUGGCAAAUGAAUCUGGACUAAAUUUUAUAUCUGUCAAGGGCCCUGAGUUGCUAAAUAUGUAUGUUGGUGAGAGUGAACGUGCUGUACGACAGGUUUUUCAACGAGCUAAGAACUCAGCACCCUGUGUGAUAUUCUUUGAUGAAGUGGAUGCUUUAUGUCCUCGUAGAUCAGAUCGAGAGACAGGUGCAAGUGUCCGGGUGGUAAAUCAGCUGCUUACAGAGAUGGAUGGUUUAGAAUCUCGUCAACAAGUUUUUAUUAUGGCAGCCACUAAUAGGCCAGAUAUCAUUGAUCCUGCAAUUCUACGCCCAGGCCGCUUGGACAAAACACUCUUUGUGGGUUUGCCAUCCCCAGCAGAUCGUCUUGCCAUCUUAAAAACAAUCACAAAAGUGAGUAAAGGAAAUGGCAUUUUCCAUGUAUGUUCUUGUUUUUAUUUUAAUUUUAUUUUUUUGCCAGUCCUAGGGCUUGAACUCAGAGCCUGGGCACUGUUUCUGAGCCUCUUUGUGCUCGAAGCCAUCCAUCACUGUGACCCGCACCCCUGGGGGCGGUUACCUCCUCCGCCCCGGAGGUCACAUCCGGGCCCCACCUCCCCAACCCGCCCAACACAAAGCCUCCUCCGGGGGCUCCAGCCCGCCCCACCCGCCGUGAGCUUGGGCGCGGGUGAGCUCACGGGUCAGCGGAAGGAGCUCUGCUCUCCUGCCCGAGACCGCGCGGCGUCCUCCGUUCCCGCUCCUGCUCCACACCCAGCAGCCAUCAGGACCAACCAGGGCUCUGUGGACACUGGUGAGAUGCCAUGA
Perognathus longimembris pacificus (Pacific pocket mouse) is the source of this 2921-nucleotide messenger RNA. It is a transcript of the gene Nvl, whose product is annotated as nuclear VCP like. The transcript is spliced from 21 exons. The coding region runs from base 225 to 2921 and encodes 898 amino acids. Gene Ontology annotation, cellular component: nucleus. Gene Ontology annotation, biological process: ribosome biogenesis. The record is from RefSeq and is a predicted model, not a curated record. Lineage: Eukaryota; Metazoa; Chordata; Mammalia; Rodentia; Heteromyidae. Gene Ontology annotation, molecular function: preribosome binding; ATP binding; ATP hydrolysis activity.